Mucor velutinosus is the source of this 1920-nucleotide messenger RNA. Its product is annotated as component of the polarisome. Gene Ontology annotation, molecular function: catalytic activity. The transcript has a single exon. The coding region runs from base 1 to 1920 and encodes 639 amino acids. NCBI's taxonomy places the organism in Eukaryota, Fungi, Mucoromycota, Mucoromycetes, Mucorales, Mucoraceae. The record is from RefSeq and is a predicted model, not a curated record.
AUGUGUCUGUCCCCCCGGUUUUUGUCUCUCUCUCUUUGGAAUGCGAAUGGUCUUCGUCAAACAACAGUUCAUGAUGUUAUUUCUCAUAUUGUUGAUACUCAUGUUCUGUUUGUCACUGAAACUUGGCUCACUUCUGGUUCCUAUCCGAUUGACUGGUCUCAAUACCACUUGUAUGGUUCAAAAGUACCUGGUGCUUUCAACCGUGGUUCUGGUGGUAUCACUGCUUUUGUCUCUCCUUCUUGCCCCUUUACGGUCUUCCAACUCCCUUCAUACAAUCCGCACACUCUGUCUCUCAAGGUUGGCACCCUAACGGUUCAUUGUGUUUACUUUCCUCCACCCUUAUCCUCUGAUAAGGUGCUCUCGGCCCUCAGCUCAUUACCUAUGACUAGGGAUACUAUUCUCUGCGGUGAUUUCAAUGCUCGGUUGGGUCCUCUGACUGGUGAUGCUAUCUCCAAUGCUCGUGGUAAUGCUCUCAAACCUUGGUUUGACGAACAUUGCUUAUCUGUGCUUAAUGCGUCUUUGGCUUUUGGUGUCAAGACUUAUUCUUCUUUUCGGCAGCAGCAAGAAUUGAGUAGUAUUAUCGAUUUGUUUCUUACAAAUAUUGGUGAUGUUGCUUUGGUGAACCCUCAACUGGUGGCUGAGUCUGAUCUGUCUCUUGGUUCUGAUCAUCGAUUGAUGUCACUUACUUUCGGGUAUGUGCCACCUCUCGAUGACACUGUGGCUCCUGGUGAUUCUGUUCUGGCUCCUCGGCGGCAAUGGAAGCUCUCGAAAUUGACGAAAGAGAGGCCUUUGGGCCUACUCCGUGAAUCCUUUCGAUCUUCUGUUGCUCCUCUGGUUGUUACUCUCUCUGGUUUGGUGUCUGCUCCUCCUGGUACUCGUCCCGACAUUGAUGCACUCAACGGUUCUUUGAACCAAUGUUUGUAUGAAUGUUUGGAUAGCUCAAUAGGUGUGAAGUCUGGCCGUCCUGGCCAUUGGAAGAAAUACUGGACGCAAGAGAUCCAAGACGCUGCUACUGAACGGGAUCGUCUCUACAGUCGAUGGCGGUAUGCCCUUGGGUAUACUAAGAUUGAUUGUUGGGUCUUAUACAAGCAAGCUCAUCGCCGUUUUCGCUCUCUGGUACAGUCUGCUAAGCGCAAGUCCUGGCAUAAGUUCUGUGGUGCUCUGGAAAGAGACUUCUCAAAAGCUACUGCUGCUAUAAAACGCAUCAAGCGCAAUAAAGAGUCCUCACCUACGUACAGUCACCCAGAUGGUCCUGCUGCUUCUGUUGCUACUAUGGGCUCUCAUUUGGCUACGGUCUACGAAGGUGCUCUGUUAAAUACUGCUUCUCGUCCUGCUCCUGUCACCCCUAUGGUCUCUGACUUGCCUUUCUGUCUCCCUGCGGACAUGUCUCUGUUUGAUACUGAUACCUUGGUACUGUGUAUUAAACGUCUGCCGACUCACAAAGCUCCUGGUCCUGACCAUAUCAAGGCUGAGAUGUUAAAAGCUCUGACCUCAGAAAUUGCCCCAGUGCUCUCUCUGCUGUUUCACCUCUGCUAUCAAUGGUCUUAUACUCCUGGUGUAUGGCGCCAAGCCCAGGUGUUUCCGAUUUUCAAGAAGGGUGAUGCUUCCGAUCCUGGUAAUUAUCGACCAAUUUCGCUCACUUCGGUGGUGCGUAAGUUGUUUGAGUUCUGUCUCAUGCCGGCUCUGGAUGAACACUCCCCUGCUCUGGAUAUUGCUCAAGGUGGCUUCCGUCCUCAACGUAGUCCUCUGGAUCAAGCCCUCUGCUUGCAUGACUUGAUGCAUGAUUACUUUCUGACUCACCGUCGCUAUCCUGUGGUGGCUUUCUUGGAUAUCAAGUCAGCUUAUGAUACUGUCGAUCGUAGGGUUAUAUGGCAAGCCCUGCACUACCGCGAAAAACUUAGCGGAAAUGCUCUAAAAUAG